Colletotrichum graminicola M1.001 is the source of this 1719-nucleotide messenger RNA. RefSeq names its product multicopper oxidase. The transcript has a single exon. The record is from RefSeq and is a predicted model, not a curated record. Gene Ontology annotation, molecular function: oxidoreductase activity; copper ion binding. NCBI's taxonomy places the organism in Eukaryota, Fungi, Ascomycota, Sordariomycetes, Glomerellales, Glomerellaceae. The coding region runs from base 1 to 1719 and encodes 572 amino acids.
AUGUAUCCAUCUAAUAUCCUCUUGGCCGGCGCCCUCGCGGGCUCCCUGGCCUCUGCCUUGCCUUCCUUCAGCUCCCUCCCCGAGCCAAACUUGUUCCCUCGUUCUGCUUGCAGCGGCAACACUGCCAGCACGAGAAGCGAGUGGUGCGACUACUCCGUCGACACUGACUACAGCAACGUGGUGCCCGACACCGGCGUUACUCGCGAAUACUGGCUGGAGCUGACGGACGUCACCGUUUCGCCUGAUGGAGUUCCUCGCUCUGCAAUGGCCGUGAACGGCUCCAUCCCGGGGCCUACCCUCUUUGCCGACUGGGGCGACACCGUCAAGGUCCACGUCAUCAACUCUCUUACAACCUCCAAGAACGGCACCAGCAUUCACUUCCACGGUAUCCGUCAAAACUACACCAACCAGAACGACGGCGUCUGCUCCAUCACUCAGUGCCCCACUGCUCCCGGUGACUCCAUCACCUACACCUGGCGUGCGACCCAGUACGGUUCGACUUGGUACCACUCCCACUUUGCCCUCCAGGCGUGGCAGGGUAUCUUUGGCGGCAUCGUCAUCAACGGCCCGGCCACGGCCAACUACGAUGAAGAUCUCGGCAUGCUCUUCCUGAACGACUGGGAUCACCAGACGGUCGAUGAGCUCUACUACAGCGCCCAGGCCGACGGUCCCCCAACUUUGGACAACGGUCUCAUCAACGGCACCAACGUCUAUGGCGAUGACGGUUCCUCCUCCCAGACCGGUCACCGUUACAACGUGACGUGGACCGCUGGCACAUCCUACCGCAUGAGACUCGUCAACGCCGCCGUCGACACGCACUGGAAGUUCUCAAUCGACAACCACACCAUGACGGUCAUCGCUGCCGACUUGAUUCCCAUCACCCCCUUCACCACCACAGUCCUCAACUUGGGCAUGGGGCAGCGCUACGACAUCAUCGUCACCGCGGACCAGGCCAGCACCGCCGACAGCUUCUGGAUGCGUGCCAUCCCCCAGGCCGCUUGUUCCGACAACGACAGCACCGACAACAUCAAGGGCAUCGUCUCGUACACGGGCACAAUCACCACCCCCACCACUACUGGCUACUCCUACACUGACGGCUGCGACGACGAGACGGACAACCUCGUGCCCCAUGUCGCCAAGAGCGUCUCCGGCGCCGACACGACCAACCUCCAGGUUGCUAGCGUGCAGAGCAACUCGGCCGGUCUCUUCAGGUGGACCCUCAACAGCACCAGCAUGGUAGUCGACUGGGGGUACCCCACGCUCGAGUCCGUCAUGGGUGGUGUUACCAGCUGGGAGAACAACGACGCCGUCGUCGAGCUCACCGAGGCCAACCAGUGGGUCUACUUCAUCAUCCAGACCACUCUCCCCGUCCCUCACCCCAUCCACCUUCACGGCCACGACUUCUUCGUCCUCGCCCAGGGCACUGGCACUUUCUCGGACUCGGUCGCGCUCAACACCGCCAACCCUGCCCGCAGGGACACGGCCAUGCUGCCCUCCUCCGGAUACAUCGUCAUGGCGUGGGAGACCGACAACCCUGGCGCGUGGCUCAUGCACUGCCACAUUGGCUGGCACACGUCCGAGGGCUUCUCGAUGCAGUUCGUCGAGCGCUACAGCGAGAUUGCGGCCAUCACCGACAACUCCACUCUGACCAACACUUGCAGCACUUGGAACGCUUUCCAGGAGAAGUACAGCAUCGAGCAGGACGACUCUGGCAUUUGA